AUGUCUGAACAUGAAGAGAACGAGCUUGAGGUGCCACCUGCGGAAAUGGCAGCGCAAGCUACAGCCAUUAUGCCCGUACUACGAAGCAAUGUUCCGUUGCCGCAUCGACUCAAAGUGACAGGCAACGUGUCGGUGCAGUGGAGGCAGUGGAAGCAAGUGUGGGACUCAUAUGAGUUGGUUUCAGGAUUGAAGAGCCAAUCAGGUGAGUACAGAGUUGCCACAUUCAUUACGUGUAUUGGCCCAGAUGCUCUGGAAGUAUACAAUGCGCUCCCGUUUGAGACGCCAGCUGAUGCGCAGGACAUUCAGAAGGUUCUUGGUCUAAUGGAAGAGCAUUUUAUAGGAGAAACGAAUACGAUAUAUGAGCGAUACAAUUUCCAGAGGAGGCAGCAAGAGGACAACGAAGCGAUUGAUCAGUAUGUUACUGCAUUGAGAACUCUUGCUCGCACAUGCUCGUUUGGAACAAAUGCAGAUGAACGUUUGAGAGAUCAAAUUGUGUAUGGAGUGAAACCGAAUGUGCUACGGAAGCAACUAUUACAAAAGAAAGGUUUGACACUAGCUGAAUGCCUAGACAUGUGUAGAGCCUAUGAGGCCACCACACAGCAGAUGAAAGUGAUGACAGGAGAAGAGUUGGUACAUUCCGUGAGUAAACGGCGAACAAAGCCUGAGAACUCUAGGAAGUCAUCAGACAAGGAACGUAAACAAACACAGAGGACUCUCACGGGUCAGAGUCAGAACACGCCCAAACCAGAGUGUCAAUAUUGUGGUUUGACACAUGAACGAGGUGCAGACAAGUGUCCUGCAUACGGCAAAGAAUGCACGUAUUGCCACAAGAGGAAUCAUUUUGCUUGGAAGUGCAGAUCAAAGCGACAGAGAGACACACGACAGCGAGUACAUGUAGCUACCAACAGAGAUGAAAGCGAAGAAGAUGAUGAAUGCCUGACUCUUACGCUGACUCCGCCUCAACAGGAUGUUCAGGUGAUGCAAUGCAGAGACAACUAUGCCUGGAAUUAUCAGCGCCAGGUCUAUGCCAACAUGCACAUCAAUGGAAAAGGUGUCAAAUUCCAGCUUGACACGGGCGCCACGUGCAACGUGCUUAAAAGGAAUGAGGUUCCCAGAGAGACCAAGAUUAUGCCCACAGCACAGAUGAUAACUUUGUAUGAUGGAAGCAGAGUUAAGCCAUAUGGCAAAUGCAAAGUGAACGUGACAAAUCCUAGAAUAGAGAAAACGUAUGAUGUGGAAUUUGUUGUGAUACAAGAUGCGCAAAAUUCAAUUUUGGGCUCAGCUACUGUGCAACAGAUGGGUUUGUUAACUGUUCACCAUGAGAUGAUUCAGAAGAUAGCCACUGACAAAGAGGUUAAGCCAAGGAGCAAAGAGCACACACACACAAUGCUGCAGAAGUACCAUACAGUAUUUGAGAAGGCAGUCGGUCUUCUAGGAAAUGAUCUACAUCUAGAUGUUGACCGAUCAAGGAAACCAGUCCAGAUGCCAGUGAGGCGCAUCCCAGUUGCUAUUAAAGGAAAGUUGAAAGCAGAACUUGAUCGUCUUGAGAAGCUUGGUGUACUUGGAAGAAUUGAUGAGCCUACAGAAUGGGUAUCGAGUUUAGUGAUUGUCAAGAAACCCAAUGGCAGUUUGCGAUUAUAUUUGGAUCCAAAGCCAUUAAAUGCAGUUUUGAAAAGGAGCCAUUAUCAAAUCCCAACGUUGGAAGAUUUAUUACCACAAUUGGCUAAUGCAAAAGUCUUCAGCGUUGCAGAUGUCAGGAAUGGGUACUGGCAUGUUCCUCUUGAUAGGGAGUCGCAGAAACUCACCACGUUCGGUACACCUUUUGGGAGAUACUGUUGGCGAAGAAUGCCCUUUGGUAUCUCAGUUGCACCAGAAAUAUUUCAACAACGGUUACAAGAGGCCAUUGAAAGUCUAGAUGGAGUGUUUGCAAUUGCAGACGACAUACUCAUUGCAGGCAAUGGCAUUACCUAUGCAGAAGCAGUUAAGGAUCACGACAGGAAACUUGAGAUGUUUUUGAAACGAUGUCAGAAGAAACAGAUUUGUCUGAACAAGGAUGAGUUUCGAUUGAAAUUAAGAUCAGUAGCAUACAUGGGUCAUCUACUGACUGAUGAAGGAGUUAAACCAGAUCCUAAGAAGAUAACAGCGAUACAUCAGAUGCCGAAACCAACUGAUGUUGCAGGAGUUAGACGCAUGCUUGGUAUGGUCACAUAUUUGGCAAAAUUUCUGCCACAACUGGCUACUAUGUCAGAGCCUUUGAGACAGCUGACCAAACAAGAUGUUGAGUGGAUUUGGACCUAUGAACAGGACAAAGCGAUGGACAGUAUCAAGAAAGCAAUCACACAGGUUCCAGUUCUCAAGUACUUUAAUGACAAGGAAAGAGCAACUCUUCAGUGCGAUUCUUCGGGACUAGGAAUUGGAGUAGCACUAAUGCAAGGAGGGCAACCAGUGGCUUAUGCCAGUCGAGCUUUAACUUCUACGGAGCAGCAAUAUGCGCAAAUAGAAAAAGAACUGCUAUCAAUAUUAUUUGGUCUAGAGAGGUUUGACACAUACACAUUUGGACGGCAAGUCAGAAUACAAACAGAUCAUAAACCUCUUGAAGCUUUGCACAAGAAACCGCUACACUCCGUUCCCAAAAGAUUGCAACGAAUGUUUCUACGCAUGCAGCGUUAUGAUGUGACCGUAGUCUACAGAAAAGGCAAGCACAUGUUCUUAGCAGAUACCUUAUCGAGAGCCUAUGUAGCUGAUGAAGGCAGUGAUGCAUGCCUUGAUGGAGAAGUACUACAUCUGGAUGAUGAGGAUGCAACAGAGUAUCUACCUAUGACCCGAACUAGUAUUGAGAUGUUACAGCAAGGAACACAGACAGAUGAAACACUGAUGCAGUUGAAGAAUAUGAUUCAGAAUGGAUGGCCAGAGCACAAGAACAAUGUUUCACAGUCAAUCAGGCAGUACUAUGAUAUUAGAGAUGAGCUGUUAUAUCAGAAUGGUAUCAUCUUUAAGGGUGAUAGAGUCAUUGUUCCUCAUAGCUUGAGAGCAGCAAUGCUAGAUAGAGUUCAUUAUGCUCAUAUAGGCAUGAACGGCUGUCUGAGACGAGCCAAAGAGUGUAUAUACUGGCCCGGCAUGGAUGCGGAGAUACGAGAGUAUGUAUCUAGAUGUACUACUUGCAGAAGCUUCGAUGUAAAGCAGCCCAAGGAGUCUUUGAUUAGUCACACUUUUCCUCUAGGACCAUGGGCAAAAGUUGGGACUGAUAUUUUUUCACUUUCAAGAUUAUGAGUACCUGAUGACUGUGGACUAUUAUAGUUCUUUUGUGGAAGUCGAUCGCCUGGAAAAGGCCACUUCGAAAGAAGUCAUCAAAUGUUUGAAGAGACACUUCUCACGGUAUGGCAUCCCUGACACAGUUGUCAGCGAUAAUGGACCGCAAUAUUCGUCUCAGGAAUUCGCUGAGUUUUCCAGGAAUUGGUCAUUUCAACAUACCGUCACAAGCCCAUACUAUUCCCAAUCCAAUGGCAAGGUGGAAGGGUCGAUCAAGACAGUCAAAAGAAUGAUGAAGAAAGCCGCUGCAACAGGCAGUGACCCGUGGUUAUGUCUAUUAGAUUAUAGAAAUACUCCAACUGAAGGUUUACAAUCAAGCCCUGUGCAGAGACUAAUGGGAAGACGAACGAAAACGAGAUUACCAACCACAACAAGUUUGUUGAGACCUGAAAUUCAUGAUGAAUCGGAAGCUAUUAGACGACAAAAGCUAAAACAAGCACAUUACUAUAACCAGGGAAGCAAGGAUUUGCAACAAUUGAAGCCGACACAGAUAGUGAGAAUACAACCAUCUGGACAACACAAGACAUGGAGAAAAGCAAUGGUGACUAAGCAAGUGGGAAUAAGAUCGUACGAAGUUGAAACAGAGGGUGGAACUUAUAUACGACGAAAUAGAAGACAACUACGAGCUACAACUGAAGAUCACAACACCAGCACAGCUGAUCCACCAGUAACACGAAAACAAUCAGAUGCAGUGACCAAAUCUAGUCCAACUACCGAGUCUAUCAUUGCACAACCAAGACCACAAUUACAGCAGAAGCCUACCACCACCAGGAGCGGAAGAACAACCAGACCUCCUAAGUAUUUGAAGGAUUAUGUAACAAAGUAACAUAUAGUUUGGUUUACUUUUUUUUUGUUUUUUUUUUAAAGAAAGAAGGAUGUAUGGUAAUUAGUAGAGUUAUUGAUAUUGAUCACUGACUAUAGAGUAGAGUGUAUGAACACAACGUGAGUAGUAGUUCUGUACACUAGAGUAAGGUGUAUACCACGAGAGUAACACAUACGA
Molecule: messenger RNA, 4309 nt
Organism: Corticium candelabrum
Lineage: Eukaryota; Metazoa; Porifera; Homoscleromorpha; Homosclerophorida; Plakinidae
Exons: 1
Coding region: 1-3270 (1089 amino acids)
Source: RefSeq, a predicted model, not a curated record